AUGAACUUGAAUUUAGCAAAUCCUUUCUGGGUUCCUGUAAAAUCUUUGUUAUGUAGAGCAAAUAGGACAAGGAGAAUAUUCACAGCUUCUGCUAUAAACAAUUUAUCCGACAAGGUGAAAAAAGAUGAGAAUGAGGUUUUGGUUGUUGUUGGUGGUGGAGCAGCUGGAGUUUAUGGAGCUAUUAGGGCUAAAACUCUUGCACCUGAUUUAAGAGUUUUGGUUAUCGAAAAAGGGAGAUUUCUUUCUAAGGUGAAGAUUUCCGGUGGUGGUCGAUGUAAUGUGACAAAUGGGCAUUGCACCGAUACGAUUAGAUUGGCGGAGAAUUAUCCUCGCGGUAAUAGAGAGCUUAAAGGUUCUUUUUUCUACAUGCAUGGACCUGCGGAUACCAUGUCAUGGUUUUCUGAGCAUGGAGUGCCACUAAAGAUUGAAGACGACGGAAGAGUAUUCCCCGUCAGCGAUAACUCAUCGUCUGUAGUUGAUUGUCUCUUAAAUGAAGCAAAUAUUAGGGGAGUUAGGCUUGAGAGAGGAAAGUCUGUGUUAAAUGCUUCUACUAAACCCGAUGGUAAGUUCCUUAUUGAAGUUGGGAAGCGAAGUGCUGACACGUCUGAAUCUAUCGAAGCUUCGUAUCUUCUUAUUGCUACUGGAAGUAGCCAACAGGGUUACUCUUUAGCCACUCAAUUUGGCCAUUCCAUUGUCGACCCAGUACCGAGCUUAUUCACUUUUAAGAUCAAUGAUCCAUUGCUGAUCGAGUUAGCAGGGAUUAGUUUCUCUAAAGUCCAAGCAAAGCUGAAACUAGAAAAUACACGCCCAGAUUUGUCAAACCUUUCGCAGAUUGGUCCAAUGCUUGUGACACAUUGGGGACUUAGUGGACCGGUUAUUCUCCGUCUCUCUGCAUGGGGUGCACGCCAUCUCUUCACAUCAGAGUACAAAGGGGUCCUUAUCGUAGACUUCAUACCAGAUAUUAACAUCGAAACUGCUAAAUCUGUACUCAAACAACACAAGUUGCAGUUUUCAAAGCAUAAGGUAUCCAAUUCCUUUCCUCCUCAGUUUGGUCUUGUUAAUAGAUUCUGGAGAUACAUUCUAGACCGCGAGGGUUCUUCAAAAGACACCUUGUGGGCUUCAUUGUCAAAUAACUCUAUGACCUCUAUUUCCGAUCUGCUUAAACAUUGUACAUUUCAAGUCACUGGAAAGGGCCAAUACAAAGAUGAGUUUGUGACGGCAGGAGGAGUUCCUUUAUCCGAGAUUUCUAUGAAAACAAUGGAGAGCAAACUGGUUCCACAUCUUUUCUUUGCAGGAGAGGUACUAAAUGUAGAUGGAGUUACAGGAGGCUUCAAUUUCCAGAAUGCUUGGUCAGGUGGAUAUAUCGCAGGCACCCACAUCGGCAAAUUAGCAAGUAACAUAAGUUCUACAGAAAGAAAAGUAAUAGGAUUAUAG
Molecule: messenger RNA, 1434 nt
Organism: Arabis nemorensis
Lineage: Eukaryota; Viridiplantae; Streptophyta; Magnoliopsida; Brassicales; Brassicaceae
Source: the annotation of a GenBank genome assembly